Molecule: messenger RNA, 3415 nt
Organism: Colossoma macropomum (tambaqui)
Lineage: Eukaryota; Metazoa; Chordata; Actinopteri; Characiformes; Serrasalmidae
Product: leucine-rich repeat flightless-interacting protein 1
Exons: 6
Coding region: 155-1186 (343 amino acids)
Source: RefSeq, a predicted model, not a curated record
AGCUCCUCCUGCCUCCGGGCUCAAGUUGAGCCUCUACCACCGCCUCCCUUUCUGCCAAAUACGAAUCACGAAACUGCUGGAAACGCUUUUUCUUCCUCGCGUCUUCUCCUUAUCUGCUGAAGUCGUGGUGUGCGCAGUUAUUCCCGUGUUCAGAAUGCACUCGGGGACGGUGGAGAAAGCUGGUUCGCCCAGGAAACGGGUCCUCUCUCGGGGGAUGAGCGAGGAAGAGUCCCUGCGACACAUUAUGAAAGAGGCUGAAGAGACAAACAAGCGGCUAUCACGCAGCGACAGCAGAUACGGAUCACUCAAAAGAGGAGAAACAAGAGAAAGCCAGAGUGAAGAUGAGCAUGCAGAGCAACCAGAAAUGAUGGAGCUCCAGGCAAACUAUGAAGACAGCUUACAGGAACUGCAGGCCCUUGAGCUGCGGCAGGAGGUGUUGUUAUUCCAGGUGGACUGUCUCCAGGAUGCCCUCCAGGGAGCUGAGGAGAUGCUCGCUGAAACACAGAGAGAGGCACAUGAAGUCACCAUGGAGCUGGAGCGAGAGAGGGAGCGGAGGAAGAAGCUGGAGGACACGGUUGCGUUGCUAACGCAGGAGGUGGAGCGUUUAACAGAGGAGAAAAACUCAGUUCCCCCUGACCCGGCGAAAAGCACAGCGCAAGAGGAGAAAGACGCUGUUGGAGCUGCCGAAGAAGAUGGAGAUGCCCUUAAAGAACUGCCUGUUAGCUCAGAUGGAGUCUUGCAGUCGUCAGACUCAGCAGGUGGACCUGCUGGAUCUUCUGGUCUACCUCUUCAAGAACAGAAAAUCAUGGGACUUCUGGCCUCCUUUUUCAAGAACAGAAAACUUGACCCCAGCUCUUUAAAACAAGCUGGUCCCAAUUGGUUCCAGGGUUCUUCCGAAGGGACUUCAGUGGACCAGGAAAGGAAGGAGGCUGGGAGAGAGUCUGAUGCGGAUCAUGGCUCAGUGCUGGAGGGGGAAGGUAGCCAAAAAGCUCCAGAUGGUGAAGAUAAUGAUGAGAGUAGUGGCUAUGAAGAUGCCCCAUCAGAGUUCUCACCUGCUUCUACUCCAGAUAGGCAUCUGGAGGCAGGCCUGUUGGAAAAUGAAGGAGUUAAUGAAGAAGGUGAACUGAGGAACAGCAGUGAUCCCAGGAUCCCAAAAGACCCAUCAGAGUCCUGCGUUCUGUCUUAAAGAGCUCUUUCUUUUAUGAUGCAUUAGACACUUAUCAGAGACCAGUUCACAUAUCCUCUAAAUGCCUGUUUUUCAAGAAGCUGCACUCUUAAAAAUGAAUGUGCCAAAAAGGGUUCUUUAGAGUGAUGCCACAGGAGAACCACUUUUGGUUCUCUAAACUGCUUUUCAGUGGAUGGAUCUUUAAAAAGUGAGACAUAAGAGUGUAAAGAACCUCCACAUAAUAUAAGGGUUGUAGGCUUAAAUGAAAGAUUCCUCCCAGAACAGUACAUUCAAGCCAAGAACCACAUAGGAACCUUUAUUUUUAAGAGUGUAGGGCAUGUUUUAUACAUUUAGCAUUACUGAAUCUACAUUUGCACAAAUGAUACUCAAGUGAAAUCAGUUGUUUGUGGUGGAAAUUUGUUUCUGGCUUAAAUCGUUUCGGUCUGCUUUAGUGAUACACUGGUCCUGUUUUUCUGCCUUGACAGCAAAUGUGACUGUCGUCCAGUUUCUUGAUGCAAUCCCAGCAGUGCUUUGUGUUUUCUCAGGAAAGAUGUAGACUGUAAUCUGCUGUUGGCCUGAGUGAAGUCUUGAUGUAGUCAGGCAAGAAAGUACCUUCUCCCUGCUUGGAACGUGCACUGUGGUUAGGUUUAUAUCUCAAGCUGUCUCAGUGGAAUCUGAGUAGAUGUUUAUCUGUAGUGUUUUGAGAACAUCUUAGACUUACUCCGCAUGAUCACUUUACAAUGUGUAUUUCCAUCGUUAAGAGCUGUUUUCUAGCUGUUUUUUGUAAUGAUUACAAAAGCCUUUAAUUCUAAAAUUAGUCCAAAAAUAGCUUGGUAAAAAUUAGCAAUAUAGUGCUGUGUUGCUUUACAGUAAGACUACUCUUAAGGGUUCAUGAAUUAUUUAAAGCUCUACUAUGUAAGUUUUGGGGAUUUGGAGACCUCUCUGGUUGAAAUGUGUAACUGCGCACAACGUGUGGAAAAACAUUUUGUAGUGUGGGUUGUUUCAGUCCCAUUCCCUGAGUCUAUGAAUCUUGGUGAAGGACACAUCUUACAUAGUGCGGCUUUAAAAGGAGUUUAUUAACAGCUAUUAAUUAGAUCAUAAACACCUUAAAAAUGAAAAAGGCAACAGUGAGCUGUUCUGUCUGAUUUCAAUAUGAAUGUGACAAAGUGCACAAGUUGAUCUGAGGUUUAACAGUAUAGAUGAAUAUGGGCUCAUUACUUCAGAAGCAACAACUCACUGUUGCCCUUUUUGUUUAAUUGUCAGAACUGCUGUGUUGUAUCAGUUGCUUUCAAUUGUACUCGUGGUUUUAAGGUGUUUGCUUCAUAAGUAAUAACUGUUAAUCAUCUAUAAACCUUUCAUAAAUCUAUUAUAAGGGUACUCUUUCUGUAAAGUGGUACUGUUGUGUUGACUGUUGUAUGGCACUUUUAGAUUUGGGACCAAAAAUGUGAUUUUAAGCGAGAUAAAUGGCUAACGUUUCAACAAGAACACAACUUGUUGGGUUCCCGAGUGGUAGAACCUGUCUAAGCAUUAGCCUUAUUUUUGGGAGUUCACAAGUUUGAACCUCGGUGAUGCCACAGCCCAAGAAACCGUAAUUGUCCCCUCUCUGUCUGGGAGGGUGAUGGCCAUCCUUCUCCCAGCAUCAGCAUGAUGCUAGUGGCUACCUUUGCCCUAGAAAAUACCUGGACACUCGAUUACUUGAUUUUUACUGAAGUCAGUGGACAGGCAGCUGUGCUAAAAUUCUCAGUUAUCCUGUUGCAGCGCUGCUUAGUGUCUGAAAAUGUGACCAACAGUGCAAAAAUUGUCCCUUCAUUAGGGGUAAUCUGAUCUAAUUAAUCUGAUCUGAUCUGUUGAGUGGUGAGGUUUGUGCUUUCUAGGACUUUAUUGGCUACUAAAAUCACAAAAGCCUUUCAAAUUAUAUUCAGAAAAAAAUGUGGUAUGACAUGCUUUACAUCUAACACUUUGUGUCCUUGUUUUGCCCAGGAAUGGAAUUAAUUUUUUAAUUAAAAACCUGGAUGGUGGCAACCCUAUGUGGCUCUCUGAUGGAACAAAAUUUGCCGGUUAGUGAUCGCCUCCAAGCGUGUUGAGCUGUACAGGGGUGUGACUUGAAAAGAUGCCUCUGAGAAAGCAUACACUAGCCAUACCCAUGGCUUGUAGCUUGGUAGCACUGUGUGAUAAGGGGAAGGUGGAAUUAGCAAUGACUAUUUUGACUACAUACAGGGAGAGAAAACUGGGUAAAACUACCCCAAAAUA